AAAAAAAAAUUAUAAAAAAAAAAAAAAAAACUAAAAAACAAAAAAAUGGCUGCCGGAAAAGGAGGAAAAGGAGGAAAAGGAAUGGGAAAAGUUGGUGCUAAAAGACACUCUAGAAAAUCAAAUAAAGCUUCUAUUGAAGGAAUUACUAAACCUGCUAUUAGAAGAUUAGCUAGAAGAGGUGGAGUAAAAAGAAUUUCAUCUUUCAUUUAUGAUGAUUCAAGAUAAGUAUUAAAAUCUUUCUUAGAAAGUGUUGUUAGAGAUGCUGUUACAUACACUGAACAUGCCAGAAGAAAAACUGUUACUGCUAUGGAUGUUGUUUAUGCCUUAAAGAGAUAAGGAAGAACUUUAUACGGAUUUGGUGGUUGAAUAUUUUUUUUUAAAAAAAAAAAAAUAAAAAAUAAAAAUUUAAGGAAAAUAAUAAUAAUAUAAAAUUGUUGUUGUUUUUUUAUUGUUUUUUUUGCAUUUUUUUUGGUUUUAAAAAAGAGUUAUUUCUUUAUUUUUUAUUUU
Messenger RNA from Ichthyophthirius multifiliis, 507 nucleotides. RefSeq lists its product as hypothetical. Lineage: Eukaryota; Ciliophora; Oligohymenophorea; Hymenostomatida. Gene Ontology annotation, molecular function: DNA binding; structural constituent of chromatin; protein heterodimerization activity. The transcript has a single exon. Gene Ontology annotation, cellular component: nucleosome. The record is from RefSeq and is a predicted model, not a curated record.